Messenger RNA from Cyclospora cayetanensis, 3096 nucleotides. RefSeq lists its product as uncharacterized. The coding region runs from base 1 to 3096 and encodes 1031 amino acids. NCBI's taxonomy places the organism in Eukaryota, Apicomplexa, Conoidasida, Eucoccidiorida, Eimeriidae. The record is from RefSeq and is a predicted model, not a curated record. The transcript has 5 exons.
AUGGCGGCACAGAUGCCAGUUCCGUCAGGAUGCCCAACAGCCGUGGCCACUUUUGCUGACACCCCGCGAAACCAACUGCAUUCUUCCCAGCAGCCUGCAGCAACAACUACUGGCCGAAUAUUCAAGGAAACACAGGGGCUUUUGACGCAAGGGUCCUUACUCCUUCCUUGUGCACCAUCCGCAUUCUCCUCCACUGGAUGCUUGAGUCAGCCCAUCGAACCCUCGCUAACACCCGUGCAGCCUCACUGGCUAGGGCCAUAUCAUCCCCCCCUUCAAGGCAUUUCUGAUCGUCCUCCCUCCCUGGAUGUAGUUCGCAAUUUGCUAGGUGCCCCUCAGGCAACUCGGGAGGGGCAGCCAAAGGCCCCUUCCUUUGCGACUCCAGGAUCAUCCAGUGAGCGGGCAAUAAUUGGCGGGAAGCCGCAGCGCGCGCUGAACAGCGUGGCUCUGCUCCGCGGCAGCGGAAGGCCCCUUAUUUUGGAGCUGAAGCACUCACUAAACGUGGUUCAGCAGACUGCCGCUACCGCUGGAGAAGAGCCGCAGAGUCAGGGGGCAGCGGAGGGAUUAAUGGCAGGACCUGCACUAUUCAACAACAAGCUCAAGAAGCGCAUCGGCGCCAGCACAGUAGCUGAGCUCAAGAAAAGACUGCUUCUGAUGCCGCAGGUGGAGGAUAUCGUCGAGGCUGCGGUGAUCCCCGAAGACUCUGCUUUCAACCACCAGGAGUCUGAGGAAAGACCAACGUAUGUUAGUUCCGAACAUUAUGUGUUUGGUGCUGCGCCAGUUCGCCUUCGCGCGGCCUGUGACGGAGUAGAGGUUCUGGCUAAGAUGUAUUUCCACAUGAAGAAACUCGCAUGGCGAGCUGAACUCCUGCUUUAUGGAUAUGAACGAGCUCGCUUAAUGUGCGAGUGGGCUCGCAACUUUGUCAUGCGGACGGCUACUCUCCCCGGCGACGAUGACACAAGGGAUGCCUUGACAGUAUUGAUGGAUUUCAAGCUCCCCAGUGAUAAUGACGGCUCUGCCGUGCCGGACCUUGUCGAUUGGCUGGUUACCUUCCCCCCCAAAGCGCCUAAGCUGGUUUAUCGCAUGCUGUCUGAAGAGGAGACUGCUGCCUUUAAGCGCCAGAAAAAGCUUGAAAGAUCAGCUGCGAAAAAGGAGCACCAGCCGGACGCUGAAUGGCCUCUCACCUCUGGAGCAGACGGGGGGCGGGAAGGGCAGAGAACUGAUCGCGAGAUGAACUCCCAACCUCACGCGGCAGACGCAACGCUCCUGCAGGAGUCCGAAGAAACGCGUGAGGAUAAGCGUACAGUAGUGUCGGCUCCGGAGCUCGUUGUAAACUUGGAUUCCCCGCAAACGAUGGAGUCAGAAGCAAAGACAGAGGCUUCAGCGGGGGGGGAACUUCUGGCAGCACCAACAACGGCAACUGCCGUGGCGGGGCAAGCAUGCGCGGACUGCGAGGCUGGAGGGUAUGCAGACGUUCUCUGCGAGGAAGCUACAGGAAAUUCAGGAUGCUGUUCAAGCAGCUCUCGCUUUCUUCAAGCCGGGAGCGACCAGGAGGCGAUUGCUGCACAGGCCCUUGUCCAUUCAGAAGGGCAUCCUUCUGCGCCAAGUCAAGCGACCAUUGGAGGCGAAGAUCCCGUAAGCUCGGAUGCGCUCUGGAAGAAGGUCUUUCCGGAGCUGGCCCUCCUGCCUGUGCUAGUUGCAGCUCAGAUGAGAAGGAAACGCAGAAGAGUUGGCAAAAAACCUCACAGUGUGCAGAAUGCCAAGGAAAUGAAACAGCAGCAUAUGUUGGCACGCCUCUUCUUGAAGCACGUCAUUGAGAAAAACAGACAAAUCCAUGAGAGCGACGGCGAAGGACUUUCCGACGAAGAGCCAGGCAAGUUGCCCCAGUGGGUUAAAAGCUUGAACGGAGCACAGCACUCAGCGAACUCGCCGACCCCUCCACGGCUGCAAGAGGCCAUUGCUCGCAAAGAACCUCUGUCCACGCCAUACAGCCCCUAUCUGUCACCGAAACAACAAACGCUCCUAAUGAAAGAGCCUUUACGGCGUUUCAUCGGGAGUUUCGGGCCGAAUAAAGGGGAAGAGUGGCCCUUAGUGCAUCGCGCGGAGGAGCACCAAGCGUCCGACAGGCUCCAAACGACAAAGUCUAUGGAAACACGAACCGGCCAAACAGAUACCCACUCCACCCGUUCGGUGAACUCCGAGGUAGCACAGCAGCAACGGCGAGAUAAACAAGCGCCUUGCAAGCUGCAAGAAGAGCAUGGAUUGCGGCAGCAGUCGUCGCCUCUUCACGUUCCUCGGCCCCCUUCACGGGAAGCGGAGAAGCACCCGUCGAGUGCCCCUGCUCCGCCGAGUUCGCUGCCUAAGGAGGCUCAGGAGAGCCAAUCGACCGACGCGCUUCCCUUGUCUCUGCAACCUGGAGUCCAGCAUGGUUUGUGGAAUGCUGCAAUCGAGCGGAGCGAGGGCUCAAUAGACCUCAAAAACAACCCCUACAAUGGCAAGUAUUAUGCGUCGCACAGCGACGAGUAUCACGUCGCACUACGUUGCGAACCUGAGAAACAUCGAAAUCUGGCAGCCCCAACUCUUCUUGUUAGCCAUAGCCAAGGUCUCCAGCCUCUGCACGUUCCGAGCAGCAGGCCCUUUCUAUGCAUUGAAGCCCCCCCCAACUCUGCCAGCGUUUUUCUGGGGGAUAUCCCGAGUGGUGAAGGCGGAUGCAAACAUCUUGCUGCUUCAGUCCUCCAAGGGCGGCCUACUUCUGAAAGCUGGCAGGAAGAUUUGGAAGAACAUAUAGGGCCGACAAUCUCCAGCGCCAGCAAGGAUAUCUUAGGCCUUGAGGGACUGCUACACUACCGCCAGCCAAAUCAAGCCUAUGUCUUUCAAAGGUCAGGCUUCCGCACGCAUCUCCCGUGUGGUGUAAGGAGUGACGCAUUCAAUGUGGAGAAGCUCAUGAGCUGCAGUCGGACUCCACACGACGGUCUGCAGGCUUGCAACCCGGCCGAACACAUGGACUUCAACUUGGUCGACUGUGCACUUGUCUUAGGCAGUCCUGCAGCAACAUCUGUUGCAGCGCCACAUGCAGCCCCUUCAGGGGACAGUAACUAG